AAACAAAGUGGCCGUUCUCUCCGUGUAGCCGUCGCGAAAGAUAUCGUAUCGGCCGGCGGGUGCACAGCGCGCGAGCGAGACUGCGAGGGCGAGGCGAGAGGAGAUGGAAAAGUUGCCGGGAGCAUCCGGAGACUCGGGGGGUGAGACUCGCGAGAGGAUCGGAUUCGGGGGACUCGGCUGAAGCGAGCUGAGACGCCGAGGAGAAAGCAGGAGGAAGGAGAAAUGUACGACACACACGUAUACACUUUUGUACACCGCACCCGCGCGCCCGAUCUUCCGUUCUUUGACAGCGGAGGGUUGCGUGGUGGGGGCCUCGUCCGAGGUCCACGACGGGGGGUGGUCUGGUACGCGGUUGGAUCUGGACAGCCACCAGGACGUUCGAGUAUUUAAGGGAGGUCCACGGCCGGUGCGCGCCAGUUUCAUAUCGCCGCGCUUCGACCAGCACGAGGUUCGAUCAUUCCGAUUUCGAAUUAGAGGACCGAGGCUCGCCGCGGUCCACUAUCGCUCGUCGGCAGCUCCCGCUUUGCGCGCAUGCGAUAUUAUUAUUGCAAACGAACAUGACGAGAUCUCGGUCACCGUACAGUGCGUAGAAGGAACAACGGGAACGACGCUUUGCACGUGGUGCGGACGCUUCGAGACAGUUCGAAAAGCAGCAGACGAAGUGACCGGAAAGCGACGACGCGCGUGUGAGGUCUAACCGGUGCCUCAUCGAUGCCGCUGGCAUUGAGUCUGCUUCUGGUGCUCCCGAUCGUCGGAGCUCUUCACCGGAAUAACGAGAUCUUUGUGCCGCCAACGAGCGAUAAUAUAACAAGGGGCUACGAGGAGUAUACGAGAGAGGAAGAUUCACGGGCACUUUCAGUAACGAAGAUUCUUCCGGAAGGCCAAGUCGAGAGGAUCGCCAGGUGGAAAGGAAUUUGCACGAAGGAGACGAUCGUCGAUUGGGGCCACACGAACGUCGCACUGAGGGAAAUCUUUUUGGGGGACAGCGAGAGAAAGCUUCAGUUGAUAUACGAGGGUGACAGAUUGACCGAUUGCAUCGAGGCCAAUCUGAACGACGAUGAUGACCUUGAUUGCUCGUUUAAUCAGCGGAAAGAAGAAAAAUCAACGAAGCCGGAGAUGAGAAUCGAGGUCCUCGAGGGCGACGAGAUCUACGAGAAUUUUCCGAUUUUCCGAUGGCUCGAUUCGAGGAUAAAUCUUCGCGAGCGUUGCGUCCACGCGAGAGCGAGGGCUCGCGAGCAGUCGGUGCUUCGGCAGAAGCACAGGCACAGGAAUUUACCGAAGGAAAAUAUAGCUCGAAGAUUGAUGAUAAAGAAGCGGACAGAGAGGAUACGGAGAGGUAGAAGCAGGAGUCGGAGUCGUAAGAGAAGAGAAAUACUGCUGAUCCCCGGUACGCAAUGGUGCGGACGGGGUAAUCGAGCCACGAAAUACACGAAUCUCGGGGCGUUCGGGAAGGCCGAUUCCUGUUGUCGAAGACACGACACCGCCUGCCCGUUUUACAUUCCUGCUUUCGAUUCCCGUUACGGCCUCUUCAACUGGGGCAUUUCUACGAUAAUGCAUUGCACUUGUGACGAGCGUUUUCGUACGUGCCUCAAAAUGGCCGGUACAUCCUCGGCGAAUUUCAUCGGAAGGAUAUUCUUCAACGUUGUGCAGACCAAAUGUUUCGUGCUGAAGCCCCACAAGGUUUGCACGCGCCAGAGUUGGUGGGGGAAGUGCGAAAAACACGAGUACAAGAAACAAGCUCAUCUGAGGAACAAUGUUCCUUAUUGAUGUCGGCGGUUCAACGGGCCUCGCAAAUACUCACACAGCUCGCUUUCGCCGCGUCUCCGAGCGGAACACCUUCGACCGGCCUCACGGAGGAUGCAUCGAUCCCUCGCAACCCUCGCAACAAUAAGCGGAAAACUCGCCCAUUUUUUCCCACCCGAUCGAAACUCUCCGACACGAGGCAUUGUUGUUUCGCGCUUUUAACUCUUCGAUAGUCGCGAUAAGAGGAUCUCUCACAGCCAAUAGCCAAUUCCUGUGCGACGCUCCCCUCCAACCGCACCGAACGCUGCCGAAAACUACUGGACAGCGGCCGAGUCGACCCGAGCCAUGGGUACUCGCCAACCGAUUUUAGUCGCACAGUGGGAGAAAGUCACGCUCACGCUACCCGGUGGUAGGAAAGAAAAUAAUUUUUUUCCUGAAAAAAACAUUUCUAUAAAAGUACUAAUAAUAUAUUUGAUUGUUCGACAAGUUGAAAAAAAAUUUAGAUUACUCUCCGAUUUUUUACUGAAAUUAAAGUGUGAGAGAAAGUCUCAUGGCGCGACUAUCGAAGGGGUUAAGAGUAUCUUAUAAUAAUAUACCUCUGCGUAACGAGAGAUUGUCGAAUAGCACAAUCGAAAUAGUGUCAAAGACUCAGGGACGUGAUAUAAUUACACCGUUGCUUAAAAUCGGCUCGUCAAUUUAUGUAAUUAUUCACAACGCGUGACUAUCGAGAUAUUAAAAAAAGUCGAGGGGAACGGUGAUAUAAGUUAUGAAAAAAAAAGAAGACGAUGUCAAUUUGAAAGAUUAAUGACCGCAUGCCGGGUCAACGAGGAGGAAACUUUUGACUGUUUUUAUUUUUCUUUUCUUUAUUUAAACAUUUUUUUUACACUUCAUACAUCCUUUACUUCUCGCGCUCACUGCCAAACGAGAUUUCGUAUUCUAUUUUCAAACUAACUUAUAUAGACGAAACAUAUUAGAAACUCGAAUGCGUAGCUGGGCUACUCGAAACAAUAAAAUAAUAUGGAGUACUCUCGACCAUUCUUGAGAAUAUCGUCGGGAUAAGCAGUCCAAUUCAGUCGUGUUUAUUUUAAUGACGGCUAGUUUGUGCUAAUACGCAUGGGGGCCGACCGAGGCAGGAUGGGCUACUUCUUUUAGGCAGUCAAGAAAUUUGAAGAAAAAAUAUUGGAAAAAACCCAAAAAAAAAGAAAUUUGGAAAAAAAAUCAAUUUUUUCCGAGUACCCCGUUUUGCCCCGGUCUUUCCUGUAUCCGUGUGUGUAUAAUGUAUUAAAACAUCGCGAUUAGGUCAGAAAACUGUCGCUUGCAGUAUGUGAAUUUUUUCUCGGUUCAUAAUUUUUAAUGUUGCUCCAUUGAAAGAAAGCACCAAGAUUUUUUUGUCUUCACUUAUUUUCCUCGGUUCAAUUAAAAAACGAAAGAUUCGAUUGUACAUUUAUUCACAUAAUAUUUAAAACUCGAUCGGGCAGUUUGAAAAAUGAAUUUAAAAAAAUGACAGUUACUGGUUCUGCGCUGGAACGAUAGGAAUACUGACGGAAUUUUCUACAAGGACGAAUGACAAACAAUGUUAUCGAUACUCGUUUCGUUGUGAUGCAACAAAAAUUUAUUUUUCUAUUUGUCCACUUUCGUUGUCUGAAAAUGGUUGUUUUUAUUUUUUGUUUUAUUUAUUACAUACUGUACCGAAAUUCACAACAAAGCUCUGGACAAUACGAAAAAUGUUGGUUGCGCACGCGAUUCGCCAAUCAUGUAAUACAUACAUCAUGGAUAAAAAGUGAAAAAAUACACUUGCAGUAUUUAUCUAAAAGCAUAAGAUAAUAUAUUGACUAAAUUCCUGUCCUCGUUGCUUUUGAAACAAAAGAAAUUGAGCACGUGCAAAAGAGAUGAUUAAACGGUGAUUUAUACACGAUCGAGGAAAAUGCGUAAUAUGGUUAAUAGAAAAGGGUAAAUCGUACCGAAUUUCAAGUUCACAGAAAAGUACAUUCGUAGAAUGAUAUUUACACAAUUUUCAAUUUGUGAUAGGCAAUUUUUUAUAUAUAUGUAAUCAAUAUGUAACGAAAGUAAGGAUUAUGUAAUAAAGAGAAAAUGAGUGACAAAAAUGCAUGGAAA
Molecule: messenger RNA, 3858 nt
Organism: Venturia canescens
Lineage: Eukaryota; Metazoa; Arthropoda; Insecta; Hymenoptera; Ichneumonidae
Product: group 3 secretory phospholipase A2-like
Exons: 5
Coding region: 712-1767 (351 amino acids)
Biological process (GO): arachidonate secretion; phospholipid metabolic process
Source: RefSeq, a predicted model, not a curated record